Messenger RNA from Anisakis simplex (herring worm), 2508 nucleotides. The record is from the annotation of a GenBank genome assembly. Lineage: Eukaryota; Metazoa; Nematoda; Chromadorea; Rhabditida; Anisakidae.
AUGGAAGAGCCUCGUGCGGUGUAUCCUUUUCACGUCUCACGUUCUCAACUGUUGAAGAUGACUUUGUUCCUGCUGAAUCAAUGGAGAAAACAACCGGGCGGAGCGCAAGAUGCGAGUGCAUUUUUGUUGGCUCUAGAAAGUGGGACGUCGCCGAUGCGUGAGAAAGAGUUGAUAAUAGAAGCGCUGGAUGAUUGGGACGUGCUCACACCAACGUGGUUUGAAGUGGCCGAUUAUGUUAGUGUUAUCGAGCAGUUGCAUGAAAACGAAAACUUCAAGGAGAGACAUCGUGCCGCACUCGUCGCUUCCAAGGUAGCUUAUUGUCUCGGUGAUUAUUGCGGAGCCUUACAGCUUGCUCUAGCUGCCGGUGAUAAGUUUCAACUUACGCCUCGACCGCCGUCCAAUCUUGUUGGAUCACAAGAUGAGCAGUAUGUGAACAAAAUGAUUGAACAUGCGCUGGAUACUUACAAACAAGCGAAACGAAGCGGAAGUAACAUAGACGAAUCUCUCGAAAAAUUAAUCAAUCGUAUUUUCGAACGAAAUAUGAAACGUAAAGAGUUGCGAUACGUGAUCGGUUUAGCGCUCGAUACACGACGAACUGAUAUGAUUAUUGCUGCUAUUAAGUCAGCCGAAGAUGAGGCUUCGCUGCUGAGUGAAACCGUCGCAAAGGUUUUGGAAUCUCAAAUGGACCGCGGAUUUCGCAACACAGUACUGGAUUUGUUGUUGAAACUGUUCUCUGAAUUGGACGAGCCGGAUUUCGUUUCGAUGUGUCAGUGCCUGAUUAAACUCGAGAAACCGGAUGAUGUGGCCGAAAUACUGAAUCGACUCGUUUCCAAUAAGACAUCCAAUGGGGUGUUGCUCGCAUAUCAAAUAGCGUUCGACCUCUACGAGAAUGCAUCACAGCAGUUCAUCGCGAAGAUAGAGAAGGCACUGGUUGGCGAUGAUGUACGCACGGCAUCGGAUUGCACACAGCUGCCCUCUGCCACUGAACCGUCCUCCGUUUCAACGUCCAACGUGGAAUCAACAACUGAGUCGAAGAAAACCGACGAGAGUGGUGCAGACGCGAAACCUGCAUCAACCGCCGAUAAAGCCAAGAACGAGACAACUUCCGAUUCGGAUUCUGGCUCUUCCGAAGAAGACUCCCAAACCGCGCCAGGAGCAGAAACAACCCCCUCAGCAUCUGUCGAAAAAGCAUCUCAGCCAUCUCCUUCCCAAGAAGCAUCCAGUGGUUCACCAAAACUUGAAGGUGAAAUAGCGGAUCGAUUGCGGUCAAUUCUGCGUGGUGAACAAACGAUUAAGCACCAUAUGCAAUUUUUGAUCAAGAAUAAUCAUACGGAUAUGUUGAUAUUGAAACAAAUGAAAGAGAGUGUGCGAACUGCAUCUGCACACAACGCAACGGUUAUUGCGAAUGGUCUGAUGCAUCUUGGUACGACCACUGAUGACUUCUUGAGAGAUAAUUUGGACUGGAUCAGUAAGGCGACAAAUUGGAACAAAUUCAACGCAGUUGCAUCACUCGGACUUAUUCACAAAGGUCAUGAGGCAAACGCUCAAAAAUUAUUGGAGCCUUAUUUGCCGAAAGGUGAAGCAGAUCAGUUUGGAUUCAAAGAAGGCGGUUCACUUUAUGCUUAUGGUUUGAUUCAUGCGAAUCACGGGAAUCAAGAAGUGAUUGCCUAUCUUCGUGAUCAAUUGCAAAAAGCGACGACAUCAGCAAUAAGACAUGGUGCAUGCCUCGGUCUUGGUCUUGCUGCUAUGGGCACUCAUGAUGAACAGGUUUACAUUCAAUUACGAGAUUGCCUAUAUCAAGAUGAUGCAGUGACAGGUGAGGCAGCAGGGUUAGCGAUGGGUUUAGUGAUGGUCGGAGGAAUGCAUCAAGGUGCAUUCCAGGAGAUGAUUCAGUACGUUUGUGACACUCAACACGACAAAAUUCAACGUGGUCUACGCACUGGUAUUUCGCUUCUUGCCUACGGUCGUCAAGAGGAAGCAGAGCAAUGGAUUGAGCAGUUGAUGGAGCAUAAAUCGAAUGCGAUGUUGCGCUCAACGGCCGUGUGUGCCUUGGCGAUGGCGUAUGCAGGCUCGGGUAAGGCCGAUGUUGUGAGACGUUUAUUGGCCAAGGUGGCUGCCGAUCCGAAUCCCGACGUGAAGCGAUUCGCAGUGAUUGCGAUCGGAUUCGUUCUGAGCAAGAUUACAAUAAAUACGAUGGAAACGGGGGCCGUUACAGGUCGUCAAGAGGAAGCAGAGCAAUGGAUUGAGCAGUUGAUGGAGCAUAAAUCGAAUGCGAUGUUGCGCUCAACGGCCGUGUGUGCCUUGGCGAUGGCGUAUGCAGGCUCGGGUAAGGCCGAUGUUGUGAGACGUUUAUUGGCCAAGGUGGCUGCCGAUCCGAAUCCCGACGUGAAGCGAUUCGCAGUGAUUGCGAUCGGAUUCGUUCUGAGCAAGUUAGUCAUCCGUUUUCGCUUUCCAUUUUCUUUUUCAUUCAUAUUCACAGCAAAAACGUGCCAUUGUCAGUUGGCAUAA